Drosophila rhopaloa is the source of this 853-nucleotide messenger RNA. RefSeq names its product hormone receptor 4-like. The annotation marks the transcript as partial. NCBI's taxonomy places the organism in Eukaryota, Metazoa, Arthropoda, Insecta, Diptera, Drosophilidae. The transcript is spliced from 3 exons. The record is from RefSeq and is a predicted model, not a curated record.
AUGUAUGUUAAGCCUUUAAUUAAUGCGGUAGCUAGGAUAAUUGUGGCACCACCGACUCCUUCGGCCGAAUCCUGCAACUCCUAUGAUAUUUUUGAGCCGCCAUCCACGCCUCUGGAUUCCAUCAGCAUAAAGAGCAGUGCCAGCAGCUACUUCUACGAUCGUGAUACUACAGGUGAGUCUUUCCUCAAGCUGGAUUACAGCAGCGAUACCAACGGACCCUGGGAGAAGCAGAACCCGAAUCCGCCGAACCCGAAUCCGGAGAAGGACACCAAUGGCAGGACCAACGAGCAGCUGCAGCACGAUCUGUUGCAGCAGUUGCAGCAGCAAUUCCAGCUGGCAGCGGUGCAGCAGCAACAGCAGCGGCAGUUGUUGCAACACCAGCACUCGCAUCCGCCCUUCCAAGCCCCGCAGCAACAUCAGCCAGCACAGCAGCAACAUCCGAGUGCCCAGCUGCAACACUUGCACCACUCGCACCACCCACCGCUGCAACACCACCUAUCGCUAGGCGGCUACCAGCAAUUGCAGUUGCAGUCGAAUAGGAACCAGUACUCCACGCCGCAACAUCAUUAUCGAAAUGCAACGCCCAAUGCCACAGGGACCUCUGCCAAUGCAGCCACUAUCAGACGACGCACCUUGAGUCAUGUCUCGCGAUCUUACUCCCUUGGAACAUCGGCAGCAGCAGCAGCAGCUGCAGCAGCAACAACUGCAACACCCACACCAGCAACAUCUUCGGCCAGUAGCAACAACCAACUCAGCAUCCACAAAACUGGCAUCAUGGUCGCCGCCUCGCGUUGUCGCAGUCCCAUCAUGUUGUGCCACAGCCACAGCGACGGCGAGUUUCCACUGUACAGAG